Notolabrus celidotus (New Zealand spotty) is the source of this 3649-nucleotide messenger RNA. It is a transcript of the gene man2b2, whose product is annotated as mannosidase, alpha, class 2B, member 2. Gene Ontology annotation, cellular component: lysosome. The transcript is spliced from 19 exons. Gene Ontology annotation, molecular function: carbohydrate binding; alpha-mannosidase activity. Gene Ontology annotation, biological process: mannose metabolic process. The record is from RefSeq and is a predicted model, not a curated record. The coding region runs from base 123 to 3167 and encodes 1014 amino acids. NCBI's taxonomy places the organism in Eukaryota, Metazoa, Chordata, Actinopteri, Labriformes, Labridae.
GCUUCCGUAGUCAAUAAAUGUGGAGCCGUCAGAGUCACAUGCUGCAGCACAACAAUAAUAAGGAAGUACAGGAGAUGAUUUGAGAGGUUUUUCAACGAUUCUCGCCUCAACUAGGUGUGAAGAUGAGGUUUUUCUAUGGGUUUGUGGCUUUUCUUUGCUGCUUUCACUCGUAUGGAGGGAGCGAGCCAAUUAAAACAUUUGUUAUUCCUCAUAGUCACAUGGAUGUUGGAUGGGUGUACACUAUUCAGGAGAGUAUGCAUGCUUAUGCAGCCAAUGUUUACACCACUGUGACUGAAGAGCUGUCAAAGGCCCCAGACCGCAGGUUUAUUGCUGUGGAGCAAGAAUUUUUCCGAUUGUGGUGGGACACUGUGGCUACAAACUCCCAUAAGAAACAGGUGCGACAGCUAGUAAAAGAGGGUCGACUUGAGUUCAUCAUCGGGGGCCAGGUGAUGCACGACGAGGCUGUAACUGAUCUAGAUGAUGAGAUAUUGCAGAUGACAGAGGGACACGGUUUCCUCUAUGAAACAUUCGGGGUACGACCUCAGUUUUCCUGGCAUGUGGAUCCUUUUGGAGCGUCAUCCACCACGCCGGUUCUGUUUGCCCUGGCUGGGUUCAACGCCCACCUCAUCUCCCGCAUUGACUAUGACCUCAAAGACAGCAUGCAGAAAAACAAGAAGCUACAGUUUGUUUGGAGAGGCUCCCCCUCUUUAAAGGAGAAGCAGCAGAUCUUCACUCACACUAUGGACCAGUUCAGCUACUGCACACCAUCAUACCUGCCAUUCUCUAACGGCUCUGGAUUCUACUGGAACGGUGUUGCGUUGUUUCCUGAUCCCCCUAAAAAUGGAAUUUACCCCAACAUGAGCCUGCCUGUGACCAAGAAGUCCGUGCAUGCCUACGCCAAGACUAUGGUGGAGAACAUCAAGCAGAGGGCGGCGUGGUUUAGGACCAACAAUGUUCUCUGGCCCUGGGGCUGCGACAAACAGUUCUACAACUCAUCGGUCCAGUUCAACAACAUGGAUCCUCUAAUGAAAUACAUCAACCAGAACAGUAAAGAGUUUGGGGUGACAGUGCAGUAUGCCACUGUGGGUGAAUACUUCAAAGCUAUCUACCAAUCAAAUCUAACCUGGGAGGUACGUGGGAGUGAGGAUUUUCUGCCUUAUUCUACAGAACCACACCAGGCAUGGACAGGGUUUUACGCUUCUAGAAACGUCCUGAAAGGAGUGGCACGACAAGCCAGCUCCCAGCUCCACGCAGCAGAGACUCUUUUUACCCGAUACAGAAUCAGCUUCCCUGACGGACCCGUGGCUAAAGACUGGGCCCUGGAUAAACUGAGGGCGCUUCGCUGGGCUGUCUCAGAGGUCCAGCACCAUGACGGCAUCACCGGCACAGAGUCUCCCAAAGUAGCCGACAUGUACCUGCAGCAUCUCACGCAGGCCAUGAUGGGUGUCGAGGAACUUCUGGCUGCACUCUUCCUGCUGCCCCACAAUCUUGGAAUACCCAGCAUCCUCGGGAACCGCUACCACAAAAAAGGUGUUCAUCGGGCUUUGGAGCAACAUGUCAUUGUUUACAACCCGUUGGCAUGGAACGUCACUACUAUCAUCAACAUCAAUGCAACUUUCCCCUCUGCAACUGUCUUUGAUGAUGAAGGACACCCUGUGCCGUCCCAGAUUCAGAGGUCAGCAGACUCCAAUGUGACCUACGACCUUUUCAUCAUGGUUGAACUCGGAGGCCUUCAGCACAGAAGAUACCUGAUAAAGUUCUCGGAGAAGAAAUGCUCUGGGUGGUCCAAGUGCAACUGGACGUACGAAGCUAAAGCAGUUCAGUUUGAGAGACGUGACAUCGGGGAGUCAUUGAAAACAGGGAGGAGACUCCUGCCUGUUCUGAAUGAGUGUUACAAACUCAUGUUCGACCAGGAUACCAAUCUACUGCACAGCAUCACUCAUCUUCAAGAUAAAAGAAGAGUAAUGAUGACCCAGGAUUUCUGGGAGUACCACGCUAACGGGGAUGUAAAAGCAGGACCCAUCUCUGAUAACUACAUCUUCAGCGCCAACGGUUCAGCUGUGCGGGCGUACAAGGCUGUAGAAAUGGAGAUCAUCCCUGGGAAGCUUGUGACUGAGAUCAGACAGUUCUUCUUCAGGGAGAAAAGUGACAAAGACUAUGCCUACUCCAUCACUACCCGUGUUCCUGAAUGCUUUGGGACUGGGCCUCGGUGUCACAGGCUGGAGCAGAUGUACUCACUGGGACCCCUCAGUCUCAACACAGAGGUCGUGCUAAGAACCAGCUCCUCUUUGCAGAACAACAGGACCCUGUAUACGGAUGAUAACGGCUAUCAGAUGAUGAAGAGGAUGUACAGGACGUUCAUUAAUAACACAUUAGCAAGAAACUACUUCCCCAUGGUCCGGACAGCUUACAUAGAGGAUGACCUCAGCAGGCUGGUUCUGGUGAGCGACAGAGCUCAUGGCGUGUCUAGCCAAGCAAACGGGCAGCUAGAGGUUAUGCUCCAUCGCCGACUCUGGAACAACUUAGCCUGGAACCUCGGCUACAACCUCACCCUUAACGACAGCUCGGUAGUAAAGCCCACUCUGUGGAUGGCGCUGGGCUCCAUUAGUGCUACAUCCAAGUUCUACCAAAGGGAGGCGAUAGAGUUGCAGCACAGACCUGUUAUAAUGCCCAUAGACCAGCCACAGAAGCCCUGGCAGGAGAAGGAAUCAAAAGAGGGUCCUCCUGUGCGCUCGGUGGUCUUGCCGCCCAACCUCCACCUGCUCAGUUUCAGCAUCCCAGGAUGGAACUACAGCUCUAACCACAAUGUUCACCUCAGCCGUGUUCACUCAGGUCAAGAUCUGCCCUCUAAGCCAGACUACGAUCGGGUCCUGAUGAGAAUCAUGCAUCUCUUUGAGGAGGGAGAAGACCCAGAGCUCUCGAAGCCAGUUACAAUAAACCUGAAGGAAGUUCUACAGAACAUAGGGGAAGUAAAAGUGCUGGAGGAGCGUUCUCUGACAGGAACCUGGGACAUCAACAGUCUGCAGAGGUGGAAGUGGAACACUACAGAUAACUUUGACACAAACAACAGAGGGUGUUGGAGUUGUGGAGAUGCAGCUUUCACUGUCACCAUCUCACCCAAAGAGAUCAGGACCUUUUUUGUUCACUUUGCUACCAGGAACUUUUAGGCUGAACUGUUUGUUUGUCUUCUGUGAAGAUAGCCAAUCAUUAAAACGCUGUGACAAUUAUUUUAAAGUUUUCAGCUUUUGCUACUCUGUCGAUGCUAUUUUUCGCACAUUUUUGCCAUUUUUAAAAAGAAGCACUGAUGUGCUGAAAAAGUGAGAAUCAAUGAGUCCCUGUUAACUCAAUCAUGAUGAUUUCUGUCAAAUUAUUUUAAAUGUGCAAUUUCACUAACACGGGUAAAUCAACAGCCUGGUUGAGUUUGUCUGAUGCUGGGGACUUGUAUAUAAUUCAGACAGUUUAAAGCUGCUUUAAAGUUUAAAACUACCAAUGAUGCCUUGAACACAUUUGCUUCAAUGUUAAUUGUAGCAAGAGAAGGUGGGUUGAACUCAAGGUAAAUUUAGCUUAGCUGAAUGCAAGCUAACCUUUGCUGACUGAAACCCACAAAGUCACAGUUGGAAGAAACUAAAUAAAAGCAUUUACAAAAGUC